AUGAACCGUGAGGGUGGAAAGAAGAAGCCGUUGAAGCAUCCGAAGAAACAGCAGCAUGAAUUGGAUGAAGAAGACUUAGCCGCAAAGCAAAAGCAGAGGGAGGAAGCUAAGAAACUGGCUGCUGCAAAAGAAGUAGCCAAAAAAGGCCCUCUUGGUGUUGGGAAGAAUAAGAUUACCAAAUAG
Dibothriocephalus latus is the source of this 183-nucleotide messenger RNA. NCBI's taxonomy places the organism in Eukaryota, Metazoa, Platyhelminthes, Cestoda, Diphyllobothriidea, Diphyllobothriidae. The record is from the annotation of a GenBank genome assembly.